UACAGUUUAAAUGUAGACUGAGAAUUAUUUGAGUCGCUAGAUCCAAGAUCCAAGAUCAAGAUCUAUUUCAAACUAAAAGGAAAGAAAAGAAUCCAGUUGGCCCCUACUCUCUACCAAAGAAAAUGAUUGGCUGUCACGACAAGGAUUGCGAGGAGACUAACGCCAAUAAUUUAGUUCUUUUUUUUUAAUUUUUUAAAUAUUUUUCAAGCUUGUUUUAUACACUUGAUUUUGUUACCCGGAGCAUAAGCCUUUCAGCUGUUGGAUUCUACAAACACAGUCUUCUUUGCUCACAGUGUGAAAGAAAUGGAAAUGGCAGGAGCUGCGCUCUUUAACAUUGCAGGUUCAAUCAUGAGAAAGUUGAAUUCCGAAUCUCUCCAGGAGAUUUGGUGGCCAUGGAGCCUCAAAAGUGAGAUUGAAAAUUUCAAGCAACUUGUUCUUCGUAUCCGAUCUCGGCUUCUUGACGCAGAGGAGAAGUCCUCUUCCGAUUCUAGAAUAAGAUAUUGGCUCGAUGACUUCAAAGCAGUAUUUUAUGAAGCAGAAAUGUUGUCGGAAGAUUUAUCUACGGAGGCUUUGCGGCGGCGAGUGUUGACUGGCGAUAAAAUUGGGAAGAAGGUACGCCUUUUCUUUUCACAUUCAAACCAGCUUACUUACGGUUUAGUGAUGGCUCCUAAAAUUAAAUUCCUUAGAAAUAGACUGGAGAUGUUAGCCGCAGCUUUGGAAGAGUUCCAUAUUGUUGAACGCAGUACGGAGACACCUGUAAGGGCCAGGAGUAGGAAGCAAACUAUCUCCUCUUUUUCUGGAAGAGAAGAUGACAAGAUUGCAAUCAUAAAGUUUUUAAUGGAUUCUAACUUUGACAUGGAUGUGUCUGUCAUUUCAAUAUUGGGAAUGGGAGGAUUGGGGAAGACGACACUGGCCCAACAUGUGUACAAUGAUGAGAAAGUUAAAACACAUUUUGAGCUAAAACUAUGGGUUUAUGUGUCUGAUGUUUUUGAUGUAAAACUCAUAGUUGCAAAUAUGUUAGAAUCUAUGACUGGUGAGGACUGUAGUCACCUUGAGAUGGAUACUUUAAUAAAUCUUCUGCAUGAAAAAAUUAACGGGAAAAAAUACUUAGUCGUGCUAGACGACGUCUGUAUUGAAGAUCGUAAGAAGUGGUUGGAUCUAAUCCUUUCAAUGAUUGGUGGUGCAAGAGGAAGUAAAAUAUUAAUAACCACUCGUUCAAGAAAUGUUGGCCUCGUUACAAGAAGCACUAUAAUGUAUGAAUUACGUAGCUUAUCUAAUGAAGAGUCUUGGUCACUGUUUAAGCAAAUAGCAUUUGAACCAGGGUACGUCCCGAACCCAAGACAGGAGGCAAUAGGAAAGGAGAUAUUAAAAAUGUGCAUGGGGGUUCCCUUGUCCAUUCAAGCAAUAGCAAGUCUAUUGUAUAGCAAAAAUGUGGAGUCUGAAUGGCUGUCUUUCAAGGAUGAGGAGCUUUCAAAAGUGAAUAUACGAGAGCAAUAUGUUAUGCCAACGCUUAAAUUGAGCUAUGACCUUCUUCCUUCACCUUUGAAAAAUUGCUUUGCGUACUGUAGGUUGUUUCCAAAGGAUUAUGAGCUUGACGUUGAAACGUUAAUUCUUCUCUGGAUGGGACAAGGGUAUAUUAAGUCAUCAGACCCAAGCCAGUGUCUUGAAGACAUUGGUCUUGAGUACUUUAUGGAUUUACUGCAGCGGUCUUUUUUUCAAGAAGUGAAAAGAGAUGCCUUAGAUAGCAUAAAAAGUUGUAGAAUGAACAAUUUAAUGCAUGAUCUUGCAGCCUCAGUGGCUGGGUUUGGGAGUAACAGAAUAAAUUCAAAUACAAUAAACAUGGAUGAGAAGACUUACCAUAUGUCACUCGGUUUCCAUUUAAAUUCAACUUGGCAGACUCCAGUCGGCUUAUUUCAAGCAAAACAGUUGCGGACAUUUCUUCUGCCCAGUCAAGAAGUUUGGUUAAGCAAUGAAGAUGGAAGAUGGAAAAUGCCAAACCUUGAAGCCAUUUUUUCAAACUUCAGGCAAUUACGCGUGUUUGAUUUGCAUAAUUCUGGAAUUGAGGAAGUGCCAACUUCCAUUGACAAGUUGAAACAUCUGAGAUAUCUCGAUGUUUCCAAAAAUGAUCGAAUCAAGGCACUUCCAGAUUCUAUUACCAAGCUAAAAAAUCUGCAAGUGCUGAAACUUUCCGAUUGUGAAGAGCUCAAGGAACUGCCAAAAGACAUAAAAAAGCUUGUUAAUCUUAGGCAUCUGGACUUAGAGAGAUGUUGGAAUUUGAGGCACAUGCCACGUGGCCUUGGACAAUUAAGUUCCCUUCAAUCAUUAACGUGGUUUGUGGUGGCCAACCAUAAUUCUGUCUCUAACCAUAUCGGGAGUUUGAAGGAAUUGGAUGCUCUCCACAACUUGAGAGGGAGGAUAGAGAUAAGAAAUCUGAAGCAUGUGAAAACUGGCUUAUCAGAAUUUGAGGUAGCUAAUUUAAGAAAGAAGCAGCAUCUUCAGUCGCUGUCUUUGUGUUGGAAUAGGGAUGAUGAUGACUGUGUACAUGUUGAUUAUGAUGAGAAGUCAUUGCAAAGCCUUCAGCCACAUCAAAAUCUGAAAAAGUUUAAGGUGUGUGACUAUGGAGGUGUAAGGUUCCCUAAUUGGCUGUCUUCCCUCACAAAUUUAGUUGAUAUCUGGAUACAAGAUUGUGGAAGAUGUGAGCUUCUUCCACAGUUACAUCAUAUCCAGUCUCUAAAAUAUCUAAGAAUUCAAGGUUUUCCUAAUUUAAAGUACAUAGACCAUGAAGGGGAUCAUUUCCUUAAUGGAGAAGGCAGACGAGAGGAAUCAAACUUCUUCUUAUCUCUGAAGGAACUCUAUCUCUUGGACUGUCCGAACCUGGAGGGUUGGUGGAAGAAGAUGGGUAACUUAGAUCCAGCCAUGAAAAAUAUAGCGGGUCUCUCUCACUUUCCUAGUCUUUGUAAAUUAGAAAUCCGGGAUUGCCCUAAGCUGACUUGCAUGCCAAUAUUUCCAAAGCUUGAUGAAAAGCUAUUAUUGGAGAAUGCCAGCUUAGAACCAUUCCAGCAGACAAUAAAGAUGGUGAUGGGGGCAGCGGCGUCAACUUCUUCCACGCCUGGACAUUCCCUCUUCAUGUUGAAGGUAUUGUGGAUUGUGUCAAUUGAGGAUCUUGAAACUCUACCCAAAGAAUUACUGCAGAAGCUCACUUCUCUGCAAGAACUUCAUCUCAUGGAUUGCCCAAGGUUAGCUAGUCUGCCUCUUGAGAUGUAUAGCCUCAUUUCUUUAAGAGAAUUAGAUAUUAUAAAUUGUGCCAAGUUGAAAGAAAGGUAUGGAAGCAGCAAAUGCUCUGAUUGGCAAAAAAUAUCUCACAUCCGAAAUAUUCGAAUUGAUGGCCAAAAGAUUCAAUGGGAGGGCAGCUAUCUAUUGGAUCACAAGGAUUCUUCCACUGUUACUGCAAGUCCUCUCUCCAAAUUAAGGACUAUCACAGUUGAGGAUCUCGAAUAUCUACCCGAAGAAUGGCUGCAAAAUCUCACCUGUUUAGAAGAGCUAUAUAUCGUGAGCUGCCCCAAAUUAAUGUCUUUGCCUCCAGGGAUGCGUCACCUUACCUCUUUACAGCUAUUGGAUAUUAGCCAAUGUCCUCGCCUCAAGGAAAGAUGUGGAAACAAGAAGUGCUUGGAUUGGCGCAAUAUUUCUCACAUCCCAAAGAUUCAAAUUGAUGGACAGAGGAUUCAAUGGGACCGAUGCUAUCUGUUGUUGGAUGAAUAAUAAGUAUCCUCUGCUAUUCACAGGCAUUAUUUGACAAGAAGUUACUAAACUGAAAACCAAGCAUUUUAGAUACAAAACCAUUGAGGCUGUUCUGUUUAACUACUUACUUCUGAUAUGGAUUUUGAUAGAGCUAGACAGAAAUCAAGCUGGCUUCUCUUCAUGGAACCCAAAUCAAAGGAGAGAACAAUUAUGAUGAUCCUGAUUAGAGUUACAGGAUCAACCUACAAUUGUUCACAUUUCUGAAAUUCUAAUAAUGCCAAAUCUGGUGUUGAUGCAAUAGAUGGUGGCUUUGGCAGAAGUGAUAGAGAACAUGUUGCAAAAUAGAAGUGGUUCAGAAGAUAUUUUUGUCUUUAAUCGUGCUUUACCUCCAAACACACUGCUACUACCAACUAAAUGGAGAUUGGUCUGUCAAAUGACAGAGAGCGGAUCACAUUUCAAAAUUGAUAAACUGUCCUGGUUUUCUUUCUGCUAGGAAUGUAUUACCUCACCUGAAGACAAACGCAUGUUCUAAACGGAGCUAAAAAGGGUGGUUGUUUACACCUUUCAUUGGCAGUUUGGAGAAUCUCUAGCAUCCGUCGACUAUGGAGUUCAAAGGAGGUGAUCCGCCACGUUUUAUCAUAACCAAAUUCAGAGAUGGUUUUCAUGUCAGGGACAUUGUUUGUUCACUUCUUUGGUGCUUCUGAUAUUCAGUGUUUCGUAAAAGAUUGAGAAGACUGCGGGGUGUGGCAAGAACAGAGUUAAAAUUGCAAGGCAAAAGUUCUUCUAUCAAAAUGCAAGAGAACAGAGCUUCUGAUUAAAGAAAUUGGUUGUCCUUAUAGAAAAUUUUGAUUGCAAUGGUCAUAAAGAAUCCUGGCAUUUAGAUUGUUAAUCUCGCUCUAUUAUCCUCUUCUGUAUUUGUAUUAUUAAAUUUUCAUUGUACCCACUCUUCUUAUAUAGUGGAUUAUUUCGGAAUUUGUCAUAUUUUGUGGUUGCGGUCAGGGAUGGAAGCAAUAUGGGUACCCGCGAAUUUUAAGCUAUCAAUACCCAUGUCCAUUUAAAAUUUUGUUAUCCUUAUUUGUUUUAAAUAUGUUUAAAUAUCAA
Jatropha curcas is the source of this 4839-nucleotide messenger RNA. RefSeq names its product putative disease resistance protein RGA1. Gene Ontology annotation, molecular function: ADP binding. Lineage: Eukaryota; Viridiplantae; Streptophyta; Magnoliopsida; Malpighiales; Euphorbiaceae. The record is from RefSeq and is a predicted model, not a curated record.